GUAAAGGCUACCAAGCGCUUAAAGACCCUGCGAUGGAUCACCACCAUAUUCCUUCUGGUGUCUGACCACCUUUCAGGACAUUCCAUAACAUACUCACUCAAGAUGCUCUACCGACUACUUCUCACAAUUUGCUUUGCUGGUUUUACAGCUGCCGUUCGCUAUCAGAACGGGUCUGGGUGCAAUAGUAUCACACAAAUUCAAGGAUGUGAAUCAGUUGGAGAGACGUCGACCAUCAACGGAGUGGAUAUUUAUCAGUCCUUUCCGAAGGGUGAGAAGAAUCAGACGAAUGCCAAAACUAUACUUUUCGUCACGGAUUUUUAUGGCAUUGCCUCUAUUAACAAUAGGCUUCUCGCAGAUCAAAUGGCCCUCGCGAAAUACCAUGUAAUAAUGCCCGAUCUCUUUAAUGGUGACCCAGUUCCCAUGAGCAUGCGCGAAGGCACUCCCGCCCUCAACAUCACCGAGUGGCGCGCUCGACAUCCCAUCUCCGAGAUUGACUCCAUAGUCGCUUCUACUAUCGCCUACAUCAAGAGUCAACCGAGUUCUUCUCAGAAACUUGGCGCCGUGGGCUAUUGCCUUGGGGGAAAGCAUGUCCCGCGUUUCAUGGCGACGGGCAGGGGAAUCGAUGUUGGAUUCAUUGCACAUCCGUCAAAUUUGACGACUGAAGAAGUGCAGGCAAUUUCUGGCCCGAUUAGUAUUGCUGUAGGUGAAUUUGAUAAUCAAUGGACGAAACCUCUCCGGCGUGGCGCCAUCGAUAUUUUGGAAUCUAGGAAUGCUACAUACCAACAGAAUCUUUAUUCUGGCGCGUUCCAUGGUUUCGGUGUGCGGCCCAAUGUCAACGUGACGCGCGAGCGGUAUGCAAAGGAGGCUGCUUACGUGCAAGCGAUCCAGUGGAUGGAUGCUUGGCUUUGA
This is a messenger RNA of Periconia digitata, 909 nucleotides long. Lineage: Eukaryota; Fungi; Ascomycota; Dothideomycetes; Pleosporales; Periconiaceae. The record is from the annotation of a GenBank genome assembly.